Arvicola amphibius (Eurasian water vole) is the source of this 618-nucleotide messenger RNA. RefSeq names its product ornithine decarboxylase antizyme 1-like. Gene Ontology annotation, cellular component: nucleus; cytoplasm. Gene Ontology annotation, biological process: positive regulation of protein catabolic process. Gene Ontology annotation, molecular function: ornithine decarboxylase inhibitor activity. Lineage: Eukaryota; Metazoa; Chordata; Mammalia; Rodentia; Cricetidae. The record is from RefSeq and is a predicted model, not a curated record.
AUGGUGAAAUCCUCCCUGCAGCGAAUUCUCAACAGCCACUGUUUCGCCAGAGAGAAGGAAGGGGAUAAACGCAGCACCACGCUCCACGCCAGCCUUAGUCAAUACAGCCUAGGCUGCUGCAGCAGCUCCAGCAGCCAAAGUUCUAGGGUCGCCCUCCAUUGCUGUAGUAACCUGGGUCCGGGGCCUCGGUGGUGCUCCGAUGUCCCUCACCCACCCCUGAAAAUCCCAGGAGGGCGAGGGAACAGUCAGCGGGAUCACAGUCUUUCAGCUAGAGUCCUCUACUCUGACGAGCGGCUGAAUGUCACAGAGGAGCCAUCUAACAACAAGACCAGGGUCCUGAGCAUCCAGUCCACACUCACGGAGACCAAGCAGGUCACCUGGAGGGCAGUGUGGAAUGGUGGUGGCUUCUACAUCGAGCUUGCUGCUGGGCCCCUGCCUGAGGGCAGCAAGGACAGUUUCACAGCUCUUCUAGAGUUCACAGAGGAGCAAAUCCAGGCUGACCAUGUUUUCAUCUGCUUCCCCAAGAAACAUAAGGACAGAGUCACCCUGCUCCAAACCUCCAGCUUUCUUGGCUCUGAGAUUGUGAGACCUGGGCAUCACAUGAUGCAGCUCCUUUAA